This is a messenger RNA of Gadus macrocephalus (Pacific cod), 1710 nucleotides long. RefSeq names its product mitochondrial methionyl-tRNA formyltransferase (gene mtfmt). Gene Ontology annotation, biological process: biosynthetic process; conversion of methionyl-tRNA to N-formyl-methionyl-tRNA. The transcript has 9 exons. The coding region runs from base 257 to 1420 and encodes 387 amino acids. The record is from RefSeq and is a predicted model, not a curated record. Lineage: Eukaryota; Metazoa; Chordata; Actinopteri; Gadiformes; Gadidae. Gene Ontology annotation, cellular component: mitochondrion. Gene Ontology annotation, molecular function: methionyl-tRNA formyltransferase activity.
UGGACCGGAAGCAUGCUGUCAUGACUUCAGUCAUGGCGGCGCCCUCCAGCAACGAUAUCAAGUCAAGGCAAUGAGAGGAGAACUAAGAGAUACAAGCAUAGUCUGAUGUUUGAUGCUUUUAUUCAUCCUGUAUGUCUUUGAUCUCAUGGGAGUCUCCGCAUUGCGACUGAAUGCGACCAUCCAUGAGUCAUAACGUUGCUGCUCCGCACUUCUGUCCUCACUUCGUCUAUGGGCAAUCACUAUUGAUAAUGAAACUAUGAUGUUGUUGCAUAUGUGGAACCAUGUCAACACAAGACAACUUGCACUUAAGAUACUUGGCCUCCGAUGCCACAAACACUCCCGUGCAUGUGUGGGACUGUUGGGUGAGAAAGCCCAGAGGUCCGAGUAUAAACACUGUAGGCUCUGCUCCACAUCUGCACCACCCUGGAGGAUUCUGUUUUUUGGGACGGAUGAUUUUGCACUGGAGUCCCUUAAGUCUCUGACAGCCACCAGGGGAUCUAAUGAAAGCGUUGUGGCGUCUCUGGAGGUUGUUGCUCUGUCCAACAACGUUCCCGUGAAGAAGUUUGCGGACCAAAACGGACUUCCCGUCCACAUCUGGCCUGUCGUAGACCUCCAGGGUCGCUUUGAUGUCGGGGUGGUGGUAUCGUUCGGCUGCUUACUCAAAGAGCGACUCAUACGCCAAUUUCCAUUGGGAAUCCUCAACGUGCACCCGAGCCUGUUGCCACGGUGGCGAGGUCCAGCGCCGGUGUUCCAUACCGUCCUGCACGGAGACGCCAUCACAGGGGUCACCAUCAUGCAGAUUCGGCCCUGUAGGUUUGAUGUGGGGCCCAUACUCCGCCAGGAGACUUACUCUGUGCCCACACACUGCACUGCUGACCAGCUAGGGGCUACCCUUGCCACCAGGGGGGCCCAUCUGCUGAUGGACACACUUAAGACACUUCCAGAGAGACUUGCUAACAAAGUGGAGCAAAACCAGACGGGAGCAACAUCAGCUCCCAAAAUUAGUAUUUCAAUGAGCUGGGUGUCGUGGGAGGACCAGACCUGUGGAGAGAUCGAUCGUCUGUUUCGUGCCAUUGGCUCACGGAUUCCCUUGAGAACCCUAUGGAUGGGAAAGACCAUCAAACUUCUGGACUUUGUUGGAAAAUGUGACAUUUCGUUAUCAGGUCAUGGAAGGCCACCAAUUCCUGGUUCGAUCAUCUAUCUUAAAAUGUCAAACACGUUGGCAGUCUGUUGCAAGGACGACUGGGUGGGAUUCAAGGCUGUUGUAUUGAAGAAACGGCUGUCAGCAGCAGACUUCUACAAUGGAUACAUGCACCACGGCCUAACGGGAAAGCCUUCACAUCAGCCAGAACAAUGCUUGUUCAUCAGCAACAGAACUGAAACAUCUAAAGGCACAGAACUGAAAGAAACGAUAGCAUAGCUUUUGAGGUGUCAAUAAAAUACUAAUUUUGUUGCUCUGUAUUUAGUAUGUCUGUUUUAAGACAUUUCCCUGUACAAAUGUGUUGAUCUGAAAUUCCAAAGGUGUGAUACAUAAAUGUACCGUUAAUUGAAAACAUUUAUUUCUAUAAAUAAACAAAAACAAGGUCAUAAAACAUAUGGCAUGUAUAAUUUCUCUGGUAUGUGAUGAGGUCCGUUAUAGCACAUUCUAGUUGCUGUGGAACAACUGCACUAGGAAGUUGGGCAGGAAGGCGAAUAUAAUGCGUGGUGCAU